GCGGCGGAGGGAUCCCGGCGAGCGGUGUGCUGCGGCCGGGCCGGGUGAAUGGGAUUGAAGAAGAGUUCAGCUUCUCGGCUUGUUUUUGUGUUACAGUUUCUCUCCUCCUGCGCCUCUUCGGCUUCGUGCCGCCCUCCCCGCCCGCUCCCUCCUCCCCGCCGCAGGAGGAGCCCCCCGCGGAGAGGGGGAAGGAAAAGGACCCCACAGAGGCGAGAGCGAGCGAAGAGGAGGAGGAGAAGGGAGCAACCUACCAUCUUCCACUCCCCGCUUAGCUUAAAGAAAGUGAGAGGAGAGAGAGAGAGGCGCCCAGAAGAGGGGGACAGGGAGGCCCAGAGGAGCGGCGGCGCCGGCACCCUCCCCCUAUGAAGAAGAGUCCUCCCCCUCACAGAGAGGUCCUGCCAGGGGGACCCCGGCCGGCCCGCAGCAGCACCGCCGCCGCCGCCAGCAGGCGCCGGGAAAAUUCCGUUUCUUCAGCAACUUGUUAUUCCGGAGCCGGGCCUGCUCCCCCCGCCCUGGGGCUGCCCUUCCCGCACAGGAGGGGGUAGAGAGCUGAAAGGGAUAACUUACUCAAAACUGGACUGGUGUUAAAGAGGAAAGCAGAAACUAAAGGCACUGGAAUCAGCAAAGACACUUCUAGAGAAAGUGGAGAAGGUAGAGAAUGGAGCUGCAGACUCUACAGGAGGCUCUGAAAGUGGAAAUUCAGGUUCACCAGAAAUUGGUUGCCCAAAUGAAGCAAGAUCCACAGAUAUUUUUUCUUUCUAAUCAGAACGCUGAUUUGAAGAAACAACUUCAUGAACUUCAAGCCAAAAUCACAGCUCUGAGUGAGAAACAGAAAAGAGUGGUGGAGCAGCUUCGGAAGAAUUUGAUAGUGAAGCAGGAACAGCCAGACAGUAAAUUUCAAAUACAGCCAUUGGCACAGUCAGAAAACAAACUACAGACACCACAGCCACAACCACUACAACAGCUACAGCAACACCACCAUCAACAGCAGCAACAGUCCACGGCACCCUCUCCAAACGUGAUAGGAUCACAGAAAACUGUAACUACAGCUUCUAUGAUCACCACUAAGACACUACCUCUCGUCUUGAAAGCAGCAACUGCGACCAUGCCUGCCUCUGUUGUGGGUCAGAGACCUACCAUUGCCAUGGUUACUGCUAUCAACAACAAUCAGAAAGCAGUCCUCAGCACUGAUGCGCAGAAUGCACCAGUCAACCUCCAGACAACAAAUAAGGUCACUGGGCCAGGAGCUGAGGCAGUCCAAAUAGUGACAAAAAACACAGUAACUUUGCAGGUUCAGGCUACGCCUCAGCCCAUAAAAGUGCCGCAGUUCAUCCCUCCUCCCAGACUUACUCCUCGUCCAAAUUUUCUUCCACAGGUUCGACCUAAACCAGUUGCCCAAAAUAACAUUCCUAUUGCCCCUGCACCUCCUCCAAUGCUUGCAGCUCCUCAGCUUAUUCAGAGGCCUGUGAUGUUGACAACAAAGUUCACACCCACCUCUUUACCCAACUCUCAGAACUCCAUCCAUCCAGUUCGUGUAGUUAACGGGCAAACAGCAACCAUAGCCAAAACCUUCCCUAUGGCACAGCUCACCAGCAUCGUGAUAGCAGCACCGGGCACCAGGCUCGCUGGGCCUCAGACUGUACAGAUCAGCAAACCAAACAUUGAAAAACAGACUAUUAAACCACAUGUGGAAACAGAAGAAAAGCAAACAGAAAGUCGUACAGUAACUCCACCUGCUGCACCGAAGCCAAAACGAGAAGAAAAUCCACAGAAACUUGCCUUCAUGGUGUCUCUGGGACUAGUUACUCAUGACCACCUGGAAGAAAUCCAAAGUAAGCGACAAGAGAGGAAAAGAAGAACAACAGCAAAUCCAGUGUACAGUGGAGCCGUUUUUGAGCCUGAGCGCAAGAAGAGUACAGUGACGUACCUGAACAGCACAAUGCAUCCCGGGACACGUAAAAGAGGUCGUCCACCUAAAUACAACACGGUGUUGGGGUUCGGGGCUUUGACCCCCACGUCCCCUCUCUCCAGUUAUCCUGACUCCCCUGAAAAUGAAAAGACAGAGACCACAUUUACUUUUCCCGCAGCUGUUCAGCCUGUGUCCCUGCCUAGCCCCAGCUCCACAGACGGUGAUAUCCAUGAGGAUUUUUGCAGCGUUUGCAGAAAAAGUGGGCAGUUGCUGAUGUGUGACACAUGUUCACGUGUUUAUCACCUGGAUUGUCUGGACCCGCCUCUGAAAACCAUUCCUAAGGGCAUGUGGAUCUGUCCCAAAUGUCAAGACCAGAUGCUAAAGAAGGAGGAAGCAAUCCCAUGGCCAGGAACUUUAGCAAUUGUUCAUUCAUAUAUUGCAUAUAAAGCAGCAAAAGAAGAGGAAAAACAGAAACUACUUAAAUGGAGUUCAGAUUUAAAACAGGAAAGAGAACAACUAGAGCAGAAGGUCAAACAGCUCAGCAAUUCUAUAACAAAAUGCAUGGAAAUGAAGAAUACCAUCCUUGCAAAACAGAAGGAGAUGCACAGCUCCUUGGAGAAGGUAAAACAGCUGAUCCGCCUCAUCCAAGGCAUCGACCUUUCAAAACCCAUAAACUCUGAGGUCAAUUCAGUAGCCAUCUCCAACGGCAUGGACUCCACUAACAAUACUAAUGCUGCCACCUCCACCUUAGCCCCCUCCCCUUCCCAGAGCUGCAUGGUGAACUGUAACAAGGGCGAUGAGACUAAAUAACACAGUGAAGUUAAGAAGGAGCCAAGGGAGGUGGCGGCAAGGAGAAAGAGCAAAAUAAAGAAACUCUAGAAAAGCAAAACUGGA
This is a messenger RNA of Serinus canaria (Common canary), 2803 nucleotides long. RefSeq names its product PHD finger protein 21A (gene PHF21A). Gene Ontology annotation, biological process: negative regulation of transcription by RNA polymerase II. Gene Ontology annotation, cellular component: histone deacetylase complex. NCBI's taxonomy places the organism in Eukaryota, Metazoa, Chordata, Aves, Passeriformes, Fringillidae. Gene Ontology annotation, molecular function: chromatin binding. The transcript has 19 exons. Bases 659 to 2719 code for a protein of 686 amino acids. The record is from RefSeq and is a predicted model, not a curated record.